Molecule: messenger RNA, 2314 nt
Organism: Diachasma alloeum
Lineage: Eukaryota; Metazoa; Arthropoda; Insecta; Hymenoptera; Braconidae
Product: dihydrolipoyllysine-residue succinyltransferase component of 2-oxoglutarate dehydrogenase complex, mitochondrial
Exons: 8
Coding region: 125-1552 (475 amino acids)
Biological process (GO): tricarboxylic acid cycle
Cellular component (GO): oxoglutarate dehydrogenase complex
Molecular function (GO): dihydrolipoyllysine-residue succinyltransferase activity
Source: RefSeq, a predicted model, not a curated record
ACGACGCUUUUUCUUCCUCCUCUACCUCCCGUUUUUCGUCCCUGUAUCUCUGUCAUCACGAGGGUCGAGACACGGCUUCAACUAUAAAGAGUAUUGCCCUCAGAAUCUUGUUUUUAGUCUGAGGAUGGCUGCAAUAAUGCUGUCCAAUUGUACCCGUCUGUUUCCUCGUGCUCUGACACGCCUGACAUCAUCAUCCCGUGUGAAGGUUGCAAGGUCCAUCCAUCACGAGGGGCGAAUCCUGAGGAGGGUCAGGUGCUCUGGAUCUCGACUAGAGAAUUUGCACAAUGGAUUCAAUGGUAGCUACUGCUGGAACAAUCAACUAAGACAAAUUCGCUCGAGCCAGGCGUUAUGGGCACUGCAGGACGUGGUUGUACCACCCUUCGCUGAGAGUGUCAGUGAGGGAGAUGUCAGGUGGGAGAAGAAAGUUGGAGACCAGGUGAAGGAGGAUGAUGUACUUUGUGAGAUAGAAACCGAUAAGACCUCCGUACCAGUGCCUUCACCAGGUGCAGGUGUGCUAAAAGAGCUGUUCGUCGAGGACGGUACGACCGUGAAAGCAGGUCAAAAGCUCUGCAGCAUUGACAUAGGAGCAACGGGAGGAGCAGCUCCAGCAGCAGCAGAGGCCCCCAAAGCAGCGCCUCCACCACCACCUGCUGCAGCUCCACCACCGCCUCCACCCCCUGCAGCAUCUGCCGCCCCACCUCCGCCACCACCACCACCACCAGCAUCAGCACCACCUCCCCCCCAGCGACCAACUGCCUCAAUGCCAGUAGCUGCCAUAAAACAUGCCCAAUCCCUCGAGGGAGCCAAAGUCCAACUACCCCCAGCCGAUUACACUCGUGAGAUCAUCGGGACUCGAACCGAGCAACGAGUCAAGAUGAAUCGCAUGAGACUGCGCAUUGCAGAACGUCUCAAGGAUGCACAGAACACAAAUGCCAUGUUGACGACAUUCAACGAAAUUGACAUGAGUAAAAUCAUUGAAUUCAGGAAGGAGAAUCAGGAGAGUUUCACCAAAAAAUAUGGUCUCAAACUGGGAUUCAUGAGCCCAUUCCUUGCUGCAAGUGCAUACGCAUUGAAGGACCAACCGGUUGUCAAUGCUGUUAUCGAUGGAGGUGAUAUUGUUUAUCGUGAUUACGUUGAUAUUAGUGUUGCUGUUGCCACACCAAAGGGACUGGUUGUACCUGUACUUAGGAGCAUUGAGAAUAAAAACUUUGCGGAGAUUGAAAUUGCACUGGCUGCCAUUGGAGACAAGGCUAGAAAGGGCAAGAUAUCGGUGGAGGAUAUGGAUGGGGGAACCUUCACUAUUAGCAAUGGAGGAGUAUUUGGAUCACUCAUGGGAACGCCUAUCAUCAAUCCACCGCAGAGUGCUAUUCUCGGAAUGCACGGGGUCUUUGAUAGACCUAUUGCUGUCAAGGGACAGGUUGUCAUACGCCCGAUGAUGUACGUCGCCCUGACUUACGAUCAUCGAUUGAUUGAUGGUCGUGAAGCUGUUAUGUUCCUUCGUAAAAUCAAGGACGCUGUUGAAGAUCCCAGAAUCAUCCUUGCUGGUCUCUAAAGUCAACUUAAUGAGUUAUCUAUGUUCAGGGACAAUGGCAAGUUCAUUAUUUCUCCCAAUCGACUUACAUCGCAAUCAUCUAAUACCCCAUUCUCUCUCAAUCACACACAAGUCUGGAUAAAUGUACAGUAUCAUGUUAUAUUUAAUAUUAUGAUGAGUGAAAAAGAAUUUAAUACAGAAAAAUUUGUGACUGAAUCAGUGAGAAAAUAAGUUUAUCGACAGUUGUAAUUCGUUGAGUCAUUAAAUGUGUUAUUGAAUUUUAUCAUUUCAAAAUAAUGGAGGGCUUUUUCAUGUUCGGAGAGGAAAAUGCUCAAAUGAAUGCGAUGUACAGGCGAUUUGAGCACAGAUUGUUGUAUAUAAUAUGUAAGGGAGGAAUUAAUUGCUCUUGUGGGUGAAUCGAAAAAUCGUAAAGCAUAAAUUUUCAUUUUCACAAUUACAUCGACGACUAAAUACAUCAUCGAGAUUAUUGAGUAGAUGGAGAAAUAAUUACUCAAAAUAUCAGGAUCUCAAGAGUGAUUACGAGAAACGUGGAUGAGCGAAGAUAGAAAAUUCAAAUAUCAUUUUUAGUACUCGAUUGAUUUAUCGCGUUUUUCAUGCCCCUGUAGUUAUUUAUUUCAUCGAAUCGGUCCAAAAAUCUCCCCCAAGUUUUCAGAUGAAGUCAUCGGUAAACAAUGAAAACAAUGCGAUAAAGUUUAGAUCACAAUGAGAAUACGGUUUCAAUCGAAUUGAAAGUGAAAGUUAAAUAAAUUAUUUAAAAAAGUA